AAGAUAAAGCCUUUAUCCCCUCACACCUUAUCAUGCAUAAUGCAGCACAAUCCCCAGUCAUACACGAUUGGAUAGACUGGUUGUCUGUUUGGUAUAGUGCUUGUUUGUAAAGACUGUGUCCAGCUCAAGGGGUUGCAUUCACUUUUAUGAGUUUUUCUACUUUUAAAACUCACUUAAACAUGAAAGGACAAAUUUGUAUUGCGUCUGUGAUUUUGAUGUCUUUGUUUUGUUUGGGACAAACACUUGAGUGUUUUCGGUGUGAUCUUGGAUUCUGGAAUCUGUGUUUCACUACUAAGACAAACUGCAGCGAUGAUGAGUUGUGUUAUGUGGGAAUUGGUAAAGCAGCUUCUGUCCUGGAUAUAAAGGUGAUGGGUUGUCUUCCCAUGGAGGAAUGCAACAAGACAACAGUUGUAGAGUUUCUUGCCAACAAGACCUUAUACUCCAUGAAGACCACGUGUUGUGAGGAAGACUUCUGCAACUCCGGCCUUGCAGUUCAGUUGUCCCUCACUCCUCUCUUUCUUACCAUACUUCUCAUUGCCCAGAUGAUGGGUGUGUUUUGAUGAUUUCUUUGUCUUUUUGAACUUCCAAAAUCUAAUUGUCAUAAGGGACUGAAGGCUUUUCAUGUUUACAUUCUUCACGUACUGUUAUUGUUCAAUUUACUGUUUUGAAUGAUCUAAAACGGCUGCCUUUGUGCCAGAGCAUGGUUGGAUACUAUUUUUCUAGCUAGUUCUCUUUAUCCAAAAAGAGGAACGAUUACUAAUAAAAUAUUUAAAAUGCGCAUGUUCUUAACGCACUGUUUUAUUGUUAAAUAAAUGCAAAUGUCAAAACAUU
Megalobrama amblycephala (Wuchang bream) is the source of this 831-nucleotide messenger RNA. RefSeq names its product CD59 glycoprotein-like. Gene Ontology annotation, cellular component: membrane. Lineage: Eukaryota; Metazoa; Chordata; Actinopteri; Cypriniformes; Xenocyprididae. Bases 147 to 560 code for a protein of 137 amino acids. The record is from RefSeq and is a predicted model, not a curated record. Gene Ontology annotation, molecular function: transmembrane receptor protein serine/threonine kinase activity. The transcript is spliced from 3 exons.